Globicephala melas (long-finned pilot whale) is the source of this 5759-nucleotide messenger RNA. It is a transcript of the gene RTCB, whose product is annotated as RNA 2',3'-cyclic phosphate and 5'-OH ligase. NCBI's taxonomy places the organism in Eukaryota, Metazoa, Chordata, Mammalia, Artiodactyla, Delphinidae. Gene Ontology annotation, cellular component: nucleus; tRNA-splicing ligase complex. The record is from RefSeq and is a predicted model, not a curated record. Gene Ontology annotation, molecular function: RNA ligase (ATP) activity. Gene Ontology annotation, biological process: tRNA splicing, via endonucleolytic cleavage and ligation.
GUUGGUGUUUCGGUCAGCGGGACAACGCGGCAGCGGCUCUUCAAAGCGAAGCCGGGAGUUUUCGCCACUCUUGUCGCCGCCAUGAGCCGCAGUUAUAACGAUGAACUGCAGUUCUUGGAAAAGGUCAAUAAAAGCUGCUGGAGAAUCAAGAAGGGCUUCGUGCCCAACAUGCAGGUUGAAGGAGUUUUCUAUGUGAAUGAUGCUCUGGAAAAAUUAAUGUUUGAAGAAUUAAGGAAUGCCUGUCGAGGUGGUGGUGUUGGUGGCUUCCUGCCAGCCAUGAAACAAAUUGGCAAUGUGGCCGCCCUGCCUGGGAUUGUUCAUCGAUCCAUUGGGCUUCCUGAUGUCCAUUCAGGUUAUGGGUUUGCUAUUGGGAAUAUGGCAGCUUUUGAUAUGAAUGACCCUGAAGCAGUGGUAUCCCCAGGUGGCGUCGGAUUUGACAUCAACUGUGGUGUCCGCUUGCUAAGAACCAAUUUAGACGAAAGUGAUGUCCAGCCUGUGAAGGAGCAACUUGCCCAAGCUAUGUUCGACCACAUUCCUGUUGGGGUGGGGUCGAAAGGCGUCAUCCCAAUGAAUGCCAAAGACUUGGAGGAGGCCUUGGAGAUGGGUGUGGACUGGUCCCUAAGGGAAGGCUAUGCCUGGGCUGAAGACAAGGAGCACUGCGAGGAGUACGGAAGGAUGCUGCAAGCCGACCCCAGUAAGGUCUCUGCCAGGGCCAAAAAGAGAGGCCUUCCCCAGUUGGGGACUCUGGGAGCAGGCAACCACUAUGCAGAAAUCCAGGUUGUGGAUGAGAUUUUCAAUGAGUAUGCUGCUAGGAAAAUGGGCAUCGACCAUAAGGGACAGGUGUGUGUGAUGAUCCACAGUGGAAGCAGAGGCUUGGGCCACCAAGUAGCCACAGAUGCGCUGGUAGCUAUGGAAAAAGCCAUGAAGAGAGACAAGAUUAUAGUCAAUGACCGUCAGUUGGCUUGUGCUCGAAUCGCUUCCACAGAGGGUCAGGACUACCUGAAGGGAAUGGCAGCGGCCGGGAACUAUGCCUGGGUCAACCGCUCUUCCAUGACCUUCUUAACCCGUCAGGCUUUUGCCAAGGUCUUCAACACAACCCCUGAUGACUUGGACCUACAUGUGAUCUAUGAUGUUUCUCACAAUAUUGCCAAAGUAGAACAGCAUGUGGUGGAUGGAAAGGAACGGACUCUGUUAGUACACAGGAAGGGAUCCACCCGAGCUUUCCCUCCUCACCAUCCCCUCAUUGCGGUUGAUUACCAACUCACUGGACAACCUGUGCUCAUUGGCGGCACCAUGGGAACCUGUAGCUAUGUUCUCACUGGCACUGAGCAGGGCAUGACCGAGACCUUUGGAACAACUUGUCAUGGAGCGGGCCGUGCACUGUCCCGAGCAAAGUCAAGGCGUAAUUUAGAUUUCCAGGACGUCCUAGACAAAUUGGCAGACAUGGGAAUUGCAAUCCGUGUUGCCUCACCCAAGCUGGUUAUGGAAGAGGCACCUGAGUCUUAUAAGAAUGUGACUGAUGUGGUGAACACCUGCCAUGAUGCCGGAAUCAGCAAGAAGGCCAUUAAACUGACACCGAUUGCUGUUAUCAAAGGAUAGAACCCUGACGGCAGCCACUGGACACCACUGACCCUCACUGAAGUGGACGUGGACUGAAAUGCUCUUCAGACAUCAGACUCGAGACCUGACAGGUUCCAGGGUGUGCAGGUGUAGCUGCCCGUUCCAGAAUGGCUGGUGGGGAGGCUCCUGAUUCAGGAACCAAUGUUGUAAACUUUCCUUCUGGGAGGAGUCACAAUGCCUGCAUUUGGAAAGGGAUGUAUAUGCUUCCUCCCUGAUUAUCCCACAGGUUUUUAGGAAAGUCUGUUAGGGGGUGGGGGUAAGUCAAGAAACUGCCUUACUCAGUCAUACAAGUCUUUAAUCAUCAGAAUGAAGUUCUUUACACCAACCUUUGUUUCCAGCCUGAGAGGUGUCAUGAAGAACAUUGUAUUAAAUAGGAAGGUUUGGGAAUGUUUCUUUUUGCCCUCUGUUUGUCAGUUUAUCCAUUUAGCCACUCAUAUACCCGCUUCCCCUGCACUGAGCAAAACCCUAAAUACCAUUCUUACUUGGAGCAUAUAAAAGGGUCAUAGCAAGAUGUUAGAUGGAUAAUGAGAUACGUUAUGGAGGGGUUAUGUGUGGAGGCGUAGGGAUAGGGACCCAAAAGAGAAAGUAAUUCAUCAUAGACUUGCUACCUUUGUCAUUCUAACUAUGAGGCAGACUUCUGACUUCCGUGUAAAAGUGGCAUCAGCUGGUAUCUUUAAUUAGGCCUAGUCUGGCAGACUUUUCUUGAAUAAUAACUUGCACAGCAGCAGCAGAGAACCCUCAGAUAAUACAGAUAUCUUUACAUUUAUGAUUGAAUUAUUAUAAAAGCAUCAAAAGGCCGCAGCUAUGAUGUUAAUGGUUACUCUGUGUUGACAGGUUGGCUAGUCCUUGUGCCACCUAAUCAGAUUAGGUAUUAUAUAUACUGUGACACCCAAAGAUGUUAACGUUAUAGGUUACUAAGGCCAUAGUUGAGUCUAAAUAGCCAGUAAAAUAGAAGAAUCUAAUAAAGUUGUAAUACGUUGUUUAUAUUUUGUGCUUAAUGUUUUAUGGCUUAGGAUAAUUAGUAUUUUUUCUUGGUUCACUUUGGACAGUGUUUCUGUUUUCUGAUUUUCUCCCUGGUUGCUUUCAGAGAUGCACCCUAAAAGAUAUUCUUUUCUAACACUUACCUCUCAACAUAUAAUAAAACCCCCCAUUGGAGUGUCUUCUAAAUGCUGUUUGGAAGACUAGAGAAAAGCAGACUUCCUCUGAAAAAUGUAUGAUAUGAAAUAGCAUGUCUUGACUCUGAGCACUCGGUAACUUUAAUGGUUUUGAUGGUAGAGUUUGAAAGUUAUCAGUAAGUUAGUAAUUGUAAUGCGAUAAUUAUGCAUUAGUUAUGCCUCCAGAUUGGACCAGCAACUGUUGUGCACAGAUGACUUAAGGAUGUAGGUUACCUGUGAACGCUGGAGGGCAUUUAAAGAUGAGAAACAGGCUUCUGGCAAGUGCUAGAUUCUCUAGAGAUGAGGCAACACUGAGUGUCUGAGUGGACUUCCUCUAACUGGGCUUUCCCAGUGAUGUUGUUUGAAACAGAUUCAUAGCAAAGUCCUCUCCCAAAACUAACUGAUGUCAGUGCAAGAAAUGCUGCAGAUCGUCUUAAAUACAUAGGUUGCGUUUUAUUGGAUGCUUUGAAAGUCACUCUUUGGGAAGGGAAGAGGGGAGCAGGUGAGGAGGAGAAAUAGAGAAGGAUGGUUUGUGCCAUGGCAUUUCUGUAUUAUAAGCUUUUCUUAUAUGUAGCAUUUCUACCAAACUUGACCCUAUUAAUGACCUUGGAAAGUAAUGGUUAAUAUUUUGAGUUCAAAAAGAAAACUACAAACAUUGUUUUCCUUGUUCUAAAGAUGUUAUUUUCCCAUUUGAGGCAAAAAGCCACUUAAAAGUGAAUGUUCAAAUGAAGCUGAUGUAACGGACUGUUUUUACUGCCCUGAGUAAAAGAACCCCAUGCCUGGGCGCAUGGACGCAGCUGGGAAAACCCUUUGAUAAGGCACUGUCUGGUUUUCUCAGGCAUGAAGAUGAGUCUUAUUACUAUGCACGUAUUUGUCCCUUUUUCAGCCCUCUAAAGUCAGUAGGUUUAUCAUUAAUAUUUUCAAAAGCACUGCCGUUCACACAUUGAUGAUGGGCUGUAUCAUUCCUGUCAUCAGCAUAUGGUUGGGAAAACCAGUUCAUGAGAUAUAAACAAAAUAUGAACAUUCACUAAUUUUCUAAUUUUGUGAAUAUUUUGUGGAGCAACAAGGAACUGAAGGUUUUUUUUUUAGGUUUUCCUAUUUUGUUUGCGUAAGACUGCUUUUUUCCCCUCAUGUUCAUUUUAAAGUUUCUUUCUCCUAUUUCUGAAAAUUGCCUUUAAGCAUCACCUAUAUUGCUGGAGUGUUCGCAACUCUCUGUGCCUGCUAUUCCAAUACACAACUAACAUAGCCUCUCUGUCCGUACUUCUCACCUAUGUCCUUAUUGUUACAUCUGCUCCAUUGCUUGACUAUGUAGGAUUUUCAUGUUGUCCAGAGAGCAUGAUUUGGGUCCAUCUGGAUCAGUUGAGUUUGAAGAUGCUGUUAAUUAUUAAUCAAGCACCUUGGAGUAUGCAAAGUUGUUAUGAUAGAUUCUGAUCUUUAAAAGAUCUUGCUUUAGGGCUUCCCUGGUGGCACAGUGGUUGAGAGUCCGCCUGCCGACGCAGGGGACACGGGUUCGUGCCCUGGUCCGGGAAGAUCCCACAUGCCGCGGAGCGGCUGGGCCCGUAAGCCAUGGCUGCUGAGCCUGCACGUCCGGAGCCUGUGCUCUGCAACAGGAGAGGCCACAACGGUGAGAGGCCCGCAUACCGCAAAAAAAAAAAAGAUCUUGCUUUAAAACUAAUAUCUGAAACACCAGUGAUCCGAAGAGAAGAUAAUGUUAUAAGGGGAACAUGUCAUAGAGAACUGAGUAGUGAUUGAAGUUGUACCUUGCAGACAGACAUGUUGUAAAUGAACAAAGUGCCAAGCAUAUAGUAGGUGCUUAACACAUUAAAAAUCAUCAUUCCUGGGGUGAGGGAUCAGAGAAAAAGAAAAAAUCACCAUUCCUGCUUUGCAGUUUACCCAACAUUUUUACAUAUGGUUUUAGUCCUUAAUAAAUGAGGGAGGACUGACAGGCAGGGUCGACGCCCCUACUCAGCCUUGAAGCAGUUACAGAAGACUGACCAUUGCCCCUUGCUUCCCAUUAGAAUGUGGGAGUAAAAUCUCUGAGGGGGGGAUGAAACAGAAGGUGAGGGGUCAGGGCACAACCUUUAAAAGAAUGACAUAGCCAUAGGACAUGACAAAAACUGGUUAGAACCAACUAGAUCCAAGAUGGUGAAAGAUUCACCUUCCAAUGGACCUUUGAGCCUCAUUAUAUGCUCAUUGUAAUACAUUAGCAUAUGCUGAAUGACAUGACACCCACAGGUGUCAUGACAGUUCCUAGGCCGACCAUCAAAGGUCAAAAAGUGAGUGGUGGCCCAGUUUCUGGAAAUCUCCACCCCUUCUCCAAAAUAGUUAGAAUAAUCCUCCCACUCAUUAGCCUAUGAAAUUACCCAGCCCAUAAAAACUAACAACCCCAUAUUCCAGGGCCUCUAGCCUUUUGAGAUGGACUGCAUUCUGUAUGUGGAAUGUGUAUCUCUCUAAAUAAGUUCACUUCUUAUCUAAAAGGAGGGAGGGAGGAUUGUGUGAGCCAUUCACUGGAAUUUAAUGAAGUUGGCAAGAUAGGUAUUAUCGCAUCAUUACAAAUUAGAACGAAGCCUCAAAGAUCAAGCAGCUUGGGGACCUCCCUGGUGGUGCAGUGGUUAAGAAUCCGCCUGCCAAUGCAGGGGACACGGGUUUGAUCCCUGGUCCGGGAAGAUCCCACAUGCCACAGAGCAACCAAGUCCGUGUGCCACAGCUACUGAGCCCAUGUGCCACAACUACUGAAGCCUGCGUGCCUAGAGCCUGUGCUCCGCAACAAGAGAAGGCAUCACAAUGAGAAGCCCACGCACCACAACAAAGAGUAGCCCCCACUCGCUGCAACUAGAGAAGACCCAACGCAGCCAAAAAUAAAACUUAAAAAAAAAAUCAGUUUGCCCAAGGACAAGCUUGCCCAAGGGCACCAACUAAUGACAAAGCCAGGCAUAGAGAGCCAGGUGUUUUGACUCCCAAGUUUAAUUUUUUUUUUUUUUUUUU